CGAGAGCAUCUCUUUUGCUGAAGUGAUGGCGUGCCCAAACUAUUUUCUGUGGGUAUAAUCCUGCACCAUAAAUGGCCUGACCAAGGAAGACAAUUACUCAACUCAAAGGAAAAUGAAUACCAAAGAAUAGCAGUGGAUUCUAAACCAAUCGGAAAAGCCUUUUCCUUGAGCACUGUCUCAUAUCCCAUUACUGGAUCCUUACAACAUGCUUCAGUGGAGAAGACGACACUGCUGUUUGGCAAAGAUGACCUGGAAUACCAAAAGGUCUCUGUUUCGCACCCAUCUCAUUGGCCUGGUCUCUCUGGUGUUUCUUUUUGCCAUGUUUCUGUUCUUUAACCAUCACGACUGGCUGCCAGGCAAGGCUGGAUUCAGAGAAAACCCCAUGUCUUACACCAUACGAGGAUUUAGAUCUACAAAAAGUGAGACCAACCACAGCUCCCUAAGGAGCAUGUGGAGAGAUGCUGUGCCUCAGACACUCAGGCCUCAGACAGUCACCAACCCCAACAACACAGAUCUGUCCCCACAGGGAGUCACUGGUUUGGAAAACACCCUCAGUGCCAAUGGAAGUAUUUACAACGAGAAAGGCACUGGGCAUCCCACCUCCUAUUAUUUCAAAUACGUCAUCAACGAGCCUGACAAGUGCCAGCAAAAGACCCCUUUUCUAAUACUGCUCAUAGCUGCAGAGCCAGGCCAGGUGGAGGCCAGACAAGCAAUUCGACAGACCUGGGGCAACGAGAGCCUGACGCCUGGCAUCCAAAUUGUGCGGAUUUUUUUGUUGGGCUUAAGCACCAAGGCAAACGGAUACCUGCAGCGAGCCAUCCUUGAGGAAAGCAGACAGUACCACGACAUCAUUCAACAAGAAUACUUAGACACCUACUAUAAUUUAACUAUAAAAACUCUGAUGGGAAUGAACUGGGUUGCAACCUACUGUCCACAUGUUCCAUAUGUUAUGAAAACUGAUAGUGAUAUGUUUGUCAAUACUGAAUAUUUAAUACACAAGCUUCUGAAACCAGAACUUCCUCCGAGGCACAAAUAUUUUACAGGUUAUUUAAUGAGAGGUUAUGCACCUAAUAGGAACAAGGAUAGCAAGUGGUAUAUGCCACCUGAUUUGUAUCCAAGUGAACGUUAUCCUGUAUUCUGCUCUGGAACUGGUUAUGUUUUUUCUGGAGACUUAGCAGAAAAAAUCUUUAAGGUCUCCUUAAGCAUCAGACGUUUACAUUUAGAGGAUGUGUACGUGGGGAUCUGUCUCGCCAAGCUGCGGAUUGACCCCAUGCCCCCACCCAACGAGUUUGUCUUCAAUCACUGGCGAGUUUCUUACUCCAGCUGUAAAUACAGCCACCUAAUUACCUCCCAUCAGUUCCAACCUAGCGAGCUGAUCAAAUACUGGAACCACUUACAGCAGAACAAGCACAACGCCUGCGCCAACGCGGCCAAAGACAAGGCCGGCAGGUACCGCCACCGCAGGCUGCACUGAGGGCCCCGCGCCGCACGUGUAAAUAAACAGCGCUCAACGCACCCACAGUGACACCCAGCAGCCCCAGGCACAGCCCAGACUGAGCCCAGCACACAGGGCA
Ficedula albicollis (Collared flycatcher) is the source of this 1574-nucleotide messenger RNA. RefSeq names its product beta-1,3-galactosyltransferase 2. The record is from RefSeq and is a predicted model, not a curated record. The transcript has 2 exons. The coding region runs from base 206 to 1474 and encodes 422 amino acids. Gene Ontology annotation, cellular component: membrane. NCBI's taxonomy places the organism in Eukaryota, Metazoa, Chordata, Aves, Passeriformes, Muscicapidae. Gene Ontology annotation, molecular function: N-acetyl-beta-D-glucosaminide beta-(1,3)-galactosyltransferase activity.